Molecule: messenger RNA, 22800 nt
Organism: Scatophagus argus
Lineage: Eukaryota; Metazoa; Chordata; Actinopteri; Scatophagidae
Product: plectin-like
Exons: 35
Coding region: 4143-21143 (5666 amino acids)
Biological process (GO): wound healing; hemidesmosome assembly; intermediate filament bundle assembly
Cellular component (GO): perinuclear region of cytoplasm; keratin filament; focal adhesion
Molecular function (GO): structural constituent of muscle; keratin filament binding; cadherin binding
Source: RefSeq, a predicted model, not a curated record
ACUUUAAAAUACUACUUGGUUCCUUAAUAUGAGAUUAAAUACCUGCAUAAUAUUUUAAUCAUCUGCAGUUCAUCUCGAUUCAUUCACUUUCAAUCGCCCAUAUUCAGUUUAUAGAAAAACUUUGCCAUGUCAAAAUGUCUUUGAGCCCCAUCCCACUAGUUGUCCUGGUCCAAAAACAAGGGGAUCACCCCAAUCACUUUAUCCUCUGGUGUAACCAGCAUGUUACAUUUUCAGUCUGUAGUCCGAACUCACACCCUGCACACUGUUUUUUUUGUGGAGGCUACAAGCCCAUUACUCAACGACUGAAGCUCAGAAACACCUCCAACACAGCAAAGUAUGGGCACAUGCAGAGUCUCUGCAGAUACUUCCAUGCACUUUAACUGAGUUAUGAGAAGUGAUGCUGUUGCUUCAGCUGCGCACACUUGUAAAUUCUAUGUAUCAUAGAAAAGUGGACAGUAUGUUUUCUGAGUACUCUUAUAGUCAGAGUUAAAUGUAUUAAUUACUUCAUAAUUUAAAAAAGAAUCAGCUUAUUAAUCAAUUAAAAUUAGAUAACUGCAAAGCCUACAGUUACUGUGGUGACAACCCCUGCUUCCAUAUAAAGCUGCUUACAACAAUCUAACUUUAGCAGAUUUCUGAGUUGGAGGUGUUUUCACUCUGACAUGCAUCAGCUGUGUCAGGGAAGACAGCUGUCGCUCCCCUUUAAGGUCACUCACCUAACUAUACUCAGCCAGGAGUCAAGCUCCUCAAAUGAAAAUAGGCUUAUCAUCCAGAUAAAGCUCCCAUGCAUUGCAGAAUGAGUCAUCAUAACUACAAACUUUCAAGUCAUGAUUUGUGGGCCAACCGAUUAAAAUCUCUUUCUGUGUCUGUUCUAUCUACCUCAUGCGCUUUCACAAUAGAUGCCUUGGUUUUUAAAUUUUAGUUUCAGAGCAGCUUAGUUUCAUUUAGUUCUUCAAAACACUGUACAAGCUAGAUGUUACUACUGCUAUAGUUUUCGCAGCACAUUAACAUCUUGUAAUAUAAGCUCAAGCAUUAGUGGGUAAGAAAGGCUCUGCUGACCUUUGCUUUCCCUGGAAGUGCCUUGAGUGGCUGGGAUCUGAUAUCAGAAUGGAGGGCACGUGUGCAGGACCAACACCCUGCAGCAGGAGGCCUUUACAGAGGGCCAAUCACCAGCCACCAUGAAUUGGUGGUGACAGGUCUAUUCUGAGAUCUUAAACAUUGAAGCAGAGGUGGACUUCCAACCAGCAGAGGUGGACUCCCAACCAGAAAACUCUUCCUCAAAGUCAUUUUAGCGCAUUAUCUGCUUCAGUCAGUCACAUUAUGCCUCCAUUUGCUUCUAUCUCCUGCUGCAAUACCUGUUUAUAGACUGAAUAAAAUUGGAUAUCACUGGUUCUAUAUUGAACUUAAGUCCCAUUCCUUUAUGAGAGUCUAUUUAUGAUCAUUUAUGAAGUUGCAAACACCAAGUUACUGUGAAAAGCAGCAGCAGCAACACAUGUUCAUUGCUAGGGUUUGUCAGGCCCAGUGACACAGUAUUUCUCUUGAAAUAGACAUACAGUAUUUAAUAUUUGGAUGGCUGAAGAGACUGGGCCUCAAGCCAGGGUCACUGUGGGAAGUUUGAAGUUCACUGAACACUUUGUGCAUAAACAGUGCAUGAAAUCACACUGAUAGGCUGCCCAGAGAACAAGGCACCAUGCACGGUGAUGCAUAUUACCCCAAAUGAAAUAGCUCUGUUCAGGAGUUUUAACACAUAGUUGCCUGACAUAUCAUUGCUGGUGGUCUGAUGAGCUGAUUUACGUGGUUCUGCGGUGUAUAUUAUUUUCCAUUUGGAUAAGAUCUUUAUAUGUUGUCUUAUAUGACUUCUGAACUGCCAACUAGACAUCUGUAUAACAUAAAAUGCCAAAAAUAUAAGUCUAUAAGAAAAAAUGCUUGAGAACCAACUUGAUGAGACAUAAAUACAUUUACUGAGCUGUUGCCAUCACUGCUUCUGCUUCAGUAUCAGGCAAAUUGCAGCAUGUCAAUGAAAAAAAUAUUUCUUUUGUAAUACAGAGGAAUGCCUUUCUUGUACAAUGAACUUGACACUUCUUUGUCAUUCCACUGAAAACCCCUCCCAGCCUUCAGCUUGAAUCAUUAACUUUGCAUACACCACCAAAGAAAUUUGAGCAUGAGGGAUAAUUUAGAGCUUAUCUGCUGUAGGUGGAGCACAUACAUAGCCGGAGGCAUCUUCACUACAGUACUGCCAAAUAACUCUUUCAGCUGUGACUGAUGAACUUGUUUUAUUUAAUCUUCAUGAAACUAUAACUUUGCCCCAAGAUAAAUUUCUUGAUUGCUGAUGAAAGCUUGACAGUGUGCUAAGUGUUUGUUUCAGAUCACAUCAGUGUGCUUGCUCAUAGAGGUCUGAUAAAUGGCAGUGUACUCCAGCUGUCCAGGACAACAGAUUUAUAGCCUGCUGCUCCACUGCAGCCCUGAAAGCAGAUACUGCUCAGGACUGGCUCACUUCAUUUGGCUGUUGCCAUGGUAAAUAAAAUAAAAACAAUUUCCUGCCAGUGUUUGAAUGUGUAAUAGUGUGUGUGGUUUCAAACACCAGGGGGAAUGUAUCAUUUCAUUGCAGCUAUAAUUUCACAACUAGACCAUUGUGUUCCAGCACGGUACCGUCUGCUUACUCCACUCUUCAGGGUCUUCUUUUUCUUCUCAAUGGGAUGUGUGAAUGUGUAGCACCCUGCUCUAUCCAACAGUGGUCAGCUUUCCUUCCAGUUUUUUUUUUUUUUUUUAACUGGACAUGGGCCAUGAGAGGACACUCUCACUGACACAGAGAGACGAACAGGAGACAGAUGUACAGAAGAGAGGAGUGAUCUAGGGAAAGAAAUCUGAUAUCAUGUUCCUGGGAGCACUGAAAAGGUUAGCUAUAAUGUGCCGCUCUUUAUAUAGUUGUGCAAUACAAAUCCUUGGUUCCCAGCUAAAUUGAGGCUUGAAGCCCUAAUGUUAGCUGCCUGAGCAACUUUAGUGUGCUUUACAGCCUGUUGCAUCACUUUAAUGAGUUGCUGUAGGAAAUACUGAUUAGUCUAUGUAAUUUCCCUUACUUGGUGACUUUUUCAGUCUUCAAACAAACACAUAUAUGAAUAGUAUUCAAUUUAGUUCUGUUAGACUAAGUCUGUCAUAUCAACCUACUAGUCUGUGAAAUCUUUGUAAAAUGUCACCAGUCUGUAUUUUACAUACAAAGACUGUGACAUGAAAUCUGAAAACCACGCCUCGUGCGUGAAGUAAAAGCUCCUCUGUGAUACAUGAUCGGGAAAUGUGUAAAACUAGAGACCUGGUAUUUGAUAACCUACAUGGAUGCCCAGCAAGUUGCUCCAGGGCAGGAUAGAUCUGUACUGGAUAGAUGUCGGCUCUCUUUCUUCUAGUUUGGAACAGCCUAUAUAUUGGGCCAAUGUAAGUGAGACGCCGAAGGGUGUGUCAGUUGUAGUGUGUCUUUAGAGGUGUGUGUGUACAUUAUAUGGGAGGCGUGUGCUUUUUUGUAUGGGUGAGUAUCUCUGUAAAAGUCACAGAGCUACAGAGCAUGUGCUCAGCCACACUCCAAAGGUGUAUUGCCCCAUUCAUUAGGCUUUUCUUUAUUCCUUUUUCUUUAUUUCAAUCAGUUUAUUGCAGUCGCUUGUUCUCUUUGCUUCCUACUUCCUGCUGUAGUAUUUACUUUAGUGAGAAUAUUUUUCCAUGCCAGUUUUUUUUUUCCUAAGAAGUAGAGAAGGUAGGAGGAGCCACACCACAAGUGUGCCUCACUCUCGCUCUCUCACACUCACACACUCCCUCUCUUCCAUUCUGUCAUUGCCAUCUCGGCAGAACGGAGACUGUUCAUUCCCAGCCACGCUGAAUGCAGGGGGACAGCACACGUUUGACUUUGUUAAGUUCCAUUUUACAGAGGAAUAUUCUUUUUCUUCACGACAUCUAAAGGAUCAGCAAGAACAAGCAGAAGAGAAAGUAAGGAAAAAAAGAUUAUAUGGAUUUCUUCUGUCAUUUUUUUUCUAAUUGAAUUAAGAGGCGUGUGACAGCUGGUUAUACCACAGGAUUCUUUCACCCAGCAAGGUGUGAAAUUGUUUUAUCUUUUCAUGUUAUUUUCAGUUUUACUCUAAGAGGGUAUACUGCCAUAAAGUACAAUGGUUGCUGGAAUGCUGAUGCCCCUGCGGGACCUUAGGGCCAUCUAUGAGGUCCUGUUUCGAGAUGGUGUCAUGGUGGCCAAGAAGGACAAGAGACCUCAGACCAAGCACCCUGAGAUAGAAGGUGUAAGCAACCUACAAGUAAUCCGUGCCAUGGGGUCUCUUAAAUCUAGGGGUUGUGUGAAGGAAACAUUUGCAUGGAGACAUUUCUACUGGUACCUGACCAAUGAGGGCAUUGUUUACCUGCGUGACUACCUUCACCUGCCACCUGAAAUUGUUCCUGCCUCCCUACAAAGGGUUAGGAAGCCAGCUGCCACCCUGGCCAUUGCCCACAGGGCUGCACGGGUCCAAUCUGUGGAAGGUCCUACAUCAUAUGUUCCUAAGCCAGCACGGAGGGGUGAAGCAGAGAGCCAAGAGGCUCUUGCUGAGCGUCAAGGCUACCGCCAUAAGAUGAUGGGUGCAGGAGAAAGAGAGAGUUACUCUGACAAGACCCCCAGGUUUAGGGGUCGUCCACUUGCUGCAGACCCAGACAGGCCAAGAGCAUCAUGGGAAGUGGAGAGCCAACCUCAGCCUCUGUUAAGGAAGGGAAACAGCUUCAAAAAUGAAACAGCCAUGAUUGAGGAGAGCAGGAUGAAAAGAGUCUCUCACCAGCAGCAUGAUAUGAGCAGUGAGAAGCCAACAACAACAUCACAGGAGACAAAAGUGUCUGAAAUCCAAAAGGAAAAAGCACCAACUGCUGUCCACGUUCAGAGAGCUCCUUUGAAACAGGAUGUAUCACAGACCACUCUGACAUCAGUGUCCUCCAAAACUGCCCUGCCAUUAGCUCUGGCUGAGACUACAGGUGCUGCAACAUCAAAGGUUCCAGCUGAACCCUCUGCUCCCAGAACAAAUAAAGAGAAGCUUAAGAUCACUGAAAAAACUUCCAAGUCUAGUAAAAUGAUCACAAGCAAUCCGGCUAUCACAACAGUUCCUGAAACAGAGGUCAAAGAGAAGAAGUCAAAAAAUUUGAUUAUGGAACUCGUUAAAUCCCCAGAGGUCAAGGCUACGUGUGAAAUGGCAACUGAUAUAGUAAAGCCCAAGCCAUCUAUUACAAUGACUGCUGCUCAUGAAACCUCUAGACUCGUUACUGACACUGUCAUUGCUGCCCCUGUCAACACAACACCUGUCAAGAAAGAUAUCAAGGAAGAGAAGACAGAAAAGUUCAUCAUGAAUCCAGUUAAAUCUGCAAAGGUGAAGACUACAUCUGAAUUGGAAACUGAUAGAUUGAAGCCCCAGCCAUCUAUUUCAAUGGCUGCUGCUCAGGAACCUUGCAAAUUCCAUGCUGACACAUCUGUCAGUAAAGAUGUCAAGGAAGAGAUGCGUGAGGUAGCAAAGGUGAAUGAAAAAUCACUUAAAUGUGCAGAAGUUAAGACCCCAGCUGAAUCUAAUAUAGAUCAUGAGAAGACUAAGAAAACUGCCAAAGUUACUGCCACUCAGGAGACCACCAAACUGCCGUGCAACAGUACCACCAGCAAGCCAGUAUUACCCGCUGAGUUCUCUAAAGUGAUCCAGGAGCCCAUUGAUGCUAAGUUGACCUCAGUGAAUUUCUCAGGAAAGCCCAAAACUGAUGAAGCACGCCAGAAAACUACCAUGGUGAAGUCCUCUGUAACUGAAAUUAAAACUACUAUUAGUACAACAACUCUCUCAACACCUGUAGUCAGUGCUGAGGAUACUAAACCUGUCAAGGGGAAAGCUACGGUAACAGAGAUAAUUACAAAGCAGGAGAAAAAUGUUGAGAAAGAUGAAAAAGUAGUGCCAAAAGAGGCCAUUAAAAUCUCAGCACAGGAUCCUGCAUUAGUGCAAAAAGACUCCUCUUCAUCUCAACUCAGUCAACACGCUGCUACCACAGAGCUGGUUAAAGAAACCAAACAAGUGGUUGAGGGAAGCACUAAAUCAAAAAGAAAGAAAAAGAAAUCUCCAGGUGAGAUAUCUCAGACUUUCAAAGCUGAGGUACUAACUGACUCAAAAGUGGUGAAGGAAAAAACCUCUACUGACAAACCUCCAGAGGAAGUGGCUGGAAAUACCCUCCAAUUAAUACCAGUAGUUACCUCAGAGCCUCUGACAGUGUGUACCAGCAUAAAAACUGAGGGAGGAUCACCUGUAAAUAUUGACUUUAGGGGGAUAACGGAAGUUCCUCCUCAAACUGAUGAGACACCAAUUACGGAAGUCCCUAAACAAAUGUUGGGGCAGAGUAUUUCUGAAGUAGCACCACUACUGUCACAUCAGAUCCCUCCAGCGCCCCCUGUGGAGCUUCAAGAUGGUGCACAAGUAAAAAAGGAGGUUGAGGAAAGCAGUGUCAGCAAAAUAACACAGGGACCAGGCACCAAACUGCCCCACAUUGAGCCAGUGAAAUCUGAGGAAAUGACUGUGAUGGUGCAGAAAAUAACUGAAGUGGAGCUCUUACAAGGAAGUCCUAAAUCUGAAGAGAAAAGUCCUGUACUGUUGUCUGAAUCUCAGAAACCCACAGUUGAGAAGAAAUCCUCAGUCAGCACAGGGAAAGCUGCUGAGGAAUCUUCAAAGAGUAGGAAGAAAGGCAAAGGGAAAAAGCAGGCUCAGGCAACAUUAUUUGACAGCAUAAACACAAAGCCUGUCUUUUUGCCUGAAGCUGAAGCAUUGCCAUCCACUAACAUUACAUCAUUGCCCAAGGCCACAGUUAAACACAGCCCUGUCACGGCCUCUGAACUGACUGAAGUGAGUGUUUCUCCAAAGAUGACUCCUGAAAGAAUGUGCAGUGAGGAAACCAGGCAGGCAGCAGCUGUGCUCUCUGAGGCCCCAGCAGACAAAGGGGAGGUGGAGCCAGUGCUGUUCUUUGCAGAAAAAAUCAAGCGGGAGGUUCCGAAACCAGAAACAUCCUCCAGUGCGAGGGAAGCGCACGCAGCCGGAGAAUUAGCGUCAGCAGCUCUAGUGGUAACAGCAGAGGCAGCUGUAGCUCAGGCACAGGCCAGCCCCCUUGCCAAGCAAGAGGAGCCUCCCAAAGUUGCACAACAUUCAGCCAGUCAGGCAGCAGAGCACUGCACAGAGCUCUCGGUUUCUGAGGCCUCAAAGCGGGAGGAAGAGAAGAAGAGGGACUUGGAGGAAGACACACCCUCUGCCACUGCCACUGCCACACCCGCAGCUGCCCUGCCUGACCAGCCUCACCUGGGAGUCAUCUGUGAGUCUGUAAGCCCUGACAUAGACGAAGCCGCCAUGAGGAAGAAAAUUGUAGUGGUUGAAGAAAUAGUUGAGGUGAAGCAGAUCAUUAGUCCGCAGACAGCAGGGGAGCAGCCACCUCCUACACCUGUGCAGCCUGAGGUGGAAGGAGAGGAACUGGACCUUGAUGUUCUAGAAGCAAUCGCUAUAGAACGUGCACUUUUGUCAGGGGCAGAAGGGGCCAGGGCGCAAGGAGCCUCACCUGAGGAAGACUGGGACCAUUCACUGGAGGAGCCAGAGGAGAAGACGUGGCCCAACUUCAUUGAAGAUGAACGAGAUCGAGUACAGAAAAAGACCUUCACAAAAUGGGUGAACAAGCACUUGAUAAAGCACUGGAAGGCAGAGACACAGCGUCAUGUGACAGACCUGUAUGAAGACCUCCGAGAUGGACACAACCUGAUCUCGCUGUUGGAGGUCCUCUCUGGGGAAACACUGCCCAGAGAGAAAGGCCGCAUGCGCUUCCACAAGCUGCAGAAUGUACAGAUAGCACUGGACUUCCUCAAACACCGGCAGGUCAAGCUGGUUAACAUCAGAAAUGAUGACAUAGCAGAUGGGAACCCCAAGCUGACCCUGGGCUUAAUAUGGACCAUCAUCCUCCACUUCCAGAUCUCAGAUAUUCAGGUCAAUGGCCAGUCAGAAGACAUGACGGCCAAGGAGAAGCUGCUGCUCUGGUCUCAGAGGAUGACAGAGGGCUACCAGAACAUCCGCUGUGACAACUUCACCACCAGCUGGCGCGACGGCAAGCUCUUCAAUGCUGUCAUACACAAACACUAUCCCAGACUCAUCGACAUGGGCAAAGUGUACCGACAGAACAACCUGGAGAACUUGGAACAGGCCUUCGGUGUGGCAGAGAGAGACCUGGGAGUGACGCGCCUUCUGGAUCCUGAGGAUGUUGACGUGCCACACCCUGAUGAAAAGUCCAUCAUCACCUACGUCUCAUCCUUGUAUGAUGCUAUGCCUCGGGUUGAUGUACAUGAUGGCGUCAGAGCUAACGAGUUGGAGUUGCGCUGGCAGGAGUACUACGAGCUGGUGACUGUCCUGCUCCAGUGGAUCCGCCACCAUGUCAUGAUCUUCGAGGAGAGGAAGUUCCCUGCCAGCUAUGAGGAGAUAGAGCUUCUUUGGCGCCAGUUCUUGAAGUUCAAAGAGACAGAGCUGCCAGUUAAGGAGUCUGACAAGGACCGGUCUAAACGCAUCUACCAGUCCUUUGAGAGUGCUGUGCAUGCUGGUCAGGUGAAGGUCCCUCCAGGCUACCAUCCCAUUGAUGUGGAGAAAGAAUGGGGUCGACUGCAUGUGGCCAUCCUGGAAAGAGAACGGCUGCUCAGGAUAGAGUUUGAGAGACUCGAGAGGCUCCAGAGGAUUGUCAGCAAAGUCCAAAUGGAGUCGGGGCUGUGUGAUGAACAACUCAGUCACCUGGAGACUCUGCUGCAGACGGACAUUCGUCUGCUGAAUUCAGGGAAACCAGCUCAGCAUGCAGCAGAAGUGGAGAGGGAGCUGGACAAGGCAGAGAACAUGAUUCGUCUGCUCUUCAAUGAUGUGCAGAUACUCAAGGAUGGGCGCCACCCUCAGGCUGAACAGAUUUACCGCAGGGUUUACCGUCUGCACGAGCGCCUGGUGAACCUGCGCAGUGAUUACAACCUUCGUCUGAAGUCUGUGGCGACCUCUGCCCAGGCUCCUUUGUCACAGACCUCCCAGCAGACCACCAUGAAGGUGCGGCCUGAGUUGGAUGAUGUGACCCUUCGCUAUGUCCAAGACCUCUUGGCCUGGGUGGAGGAGAACCAGCGCCGCAUUGAUGAAGCCCAGUGGGGCUCUGAUCUUCCUUCUGUGGAGUCCCAGCUGGGUAGCCACAGAGGCCUGCAUCAGACUGUGGAGGACUUCCGAUCCAAGAUUGAACGGGCCAGGGCUGACGAGACCCAGCUCUCUCCUGUCAGCAAGGGUACAUACAAGGAAUACCUGGGUAAACUGGACCUUCAGUAUGGCAAACUACUGAGUUCUUCCAAGUCCCGCCUGAGGAACUUGGAUUCACUCCAUGCCUUUGUCAGUGCUGCCACUAAGGAACUGAUGUGGCUAAAUGACAAGGAAGAGGAGGAGGUCAACUUUGACUGGAGUGACAAAAACACCAACAUGACAGCUAAGAAAGACAAUUACUCGGGUCUCAUGCGAGAGCUGGAGCUGAGGGAGAAGAAAGUCAAUGAUAUCCAGGCCCUGGGAGACAAACUUGUCAGGGAUGGACAUCCUGGCAAGAAGACAGUUGAGGCCUUCACAGCUGCCCUGCAGACUCAGUGGAGCUGGAUUCUCCAACUGUGCUGCUGUAUUGAGGCUCAUCUCAAAGAAAACACAGCCUACUACCAGUUCUUUGCUGAUGUGAAAGAGGCUCAGGACAAGAUGAAGAAAAUGCAAGAGAACAUGAAAAAGAAAUACAGCUGUGAUCGUUCCACCACAGCCACACGACUGGAGGAUCUGCUGCAGGAUGCUGUGGAGGAGAGAGAACAGCUGAAUGAAUUCAAAACCCUUGUGACCAGCCUGAACAAAAGAGCCAAGUCCAUCAUCCAGUUGAAACCUCGCAACCCCACCACCUCCAUUAAAGGCAAAUUGCCUAUUCAGGCUGUCUGUGACUUCAAGCAACAGGAGAUCAUUGUGCAUAAAGGGGAUGAGUGCGUGCUCCUCAACAACUCUCAGCCUUUCAAAUGGAAGGUCCUGAACCGCAGUGGACACGAGGCAGUGGUGCCCUCCGUCUGCUUCAUGGUGCCUCCAGUCAACAAGGAGGCUGUGGACAGCGUGUCCAGCCUGGACGCAGGUCAUCAGCAGAUGGUGUCUAUGUGGCAGAGACUCCAUAUUGACAUGAAGAGUUUGCUGUCAUGGCAGUACCUGAUGAGAGACUUCACACAGAUAAGCUCCUGGAACAUCACCAUGUUAAAGACCAUGAAACCAGAGGAAUAUAGACUGAUCAUGAGGAACCUGGAGCUCCACUAUCAGGACUACAUGCGGGAUAGCCAGGACUCGCAGCUCUUUGGCCCUGACGACCGCAUGCAGAUCGAGCAAGACUACACCAAGGCAACCCAGCACUUUGACAACCUGCUUCGUUCCAUGGAGAAAGGUCAGCAGGAUGAGUCUCUGUGUAAGAACUACAUCUCUGAGCUCAAGGAUCUGCGUCUGCGUAUAGAGGACUGCGAAGCUGGGACUGUGGCACGCAUACGCAAACCUAUGGAGAGGGACCCUCUCAAAGAAUGUGUUCAGAAGACAACAGAGCAGAAGAAAGUCCAAGUGGAGCUUGAGGGUCUCAAGAAGGACCUUAACAAGGUAUCUGUAAAGACGCAAGAGGUCUUAGCCUCCCCUCAACAGUCUGCCUCUGCUCCAGUCCUGCGAUCAGAGCUUGACCUCACUGUGCAGAAGAUGGAUCAUGUCUACAUGCUCUCCUCCAUUUAUCUUGACAAGCUGAAAACUGUGGAGAUGGUCAUCCGUAACACACAAGGUGCUGAGGGAGUUCUCAAGCAAUAUGAGGACUGUCUGCGUGAGGUGCACACAGUGCCCAGUGAUGUCAAAGAAGUAGAAACUUACAGAGCAAAGCUUAAGAAAAUGCGAGCUGAGGCUGAGGGUGAACAGCCAGUGUUUGAUUCUCUCGAAGAAGAGCUGAAGAAGGCCACUGCAGUGAGCGACAAGAUGUCACGUGUACACAGUGAGCGUGAUGCUGAGCUGGACCAUUACCGCCAGCUCCUCUCCAGUCUCCAGGAUCGCUGGAAGGCCGUGUUCACACAGACUGACCUUCGCCAGAGAGAGCUAGAGCAGCUUGGUCGCCAGCUUGGCUACUAUCGUGAGAGCUAUGAUUGGCUGAUCCGCUGGAUUGCCGAUGCCAAGCAAAGACAGGAAAAGAUUCAGGCUGUGCCCAUCACUGACAGCAAAACUCUGAAAGACCAACUGGCCCAAGAGAAGAAACUGCUGGAGGAGAUUGAGAAUAACAAAGACAGAGUUGAUGAGUGUCAGAAAUAUGCUAAAGCAUACAUUGAUACCAUCAAGGACUAUGAACUCCAGUUGGUUGCCUACAGAGCUCAGGUGGAGCCUCUUGCUUCUCCCUUGAAGAAAACCAAACUGGAUUCUGCGUCUGACAACAUCAUUCAGGAGUAUGUAACACUGAGGACCAGGUACAGUGAACUGAUGACACUGACUAGUCAGUACAUCAAGUUCAUCACUGACUCACAGCGCCGCUUGGAGGACGAGGAGAAAGCUGCAGAGAAACUCAAAGCGGAAGAGCAGAAAAAAAUGGCCAAGAUGCAGGCUGAGUUAGAUAAACAGAAGCAGUUAGCUGAAGCUCAUGCAAAGGCCAUUGCCAAAGCAGAGAAAGAGGCUCAAGAGCUGAAGCUCAGAAUGCAGGAAGAAGUAAGCAGGAGGGAAACUGCUGCUGUAGAUGCAGAAAAGCAAAAGCACAACAUCAAGCUGGAACUGCAUGAGCUCAAAAACCUCUCAGAGCAGCAGAUCAAAGACAAAAGUAAACAGGUGGAUGAGGCUCUUCAAAGUAGGUUGAAGAUUGAGGAGGAAAUCCGCCUCAUCAGGAUCCAACUUGAGACAACAGUAAAACAAAAGUCAACCGCAGAAUCUGAGCUGAAACAACUUCGUGACAGAGCAGCUGAAGCUGAGAAACUCAGAAAAGCUGCCCAGGACGAAGCUGAGAAGCUCCGCAAACAAGUCAAUGAAGAGACUCAGAAAAAGCGCAUGGCAGAGGAGGAACUCAAAUGCAAAGCUGAAGCAGAGAAGGAAGCUGCUAGACAAAAGCAAAAAGCUCUGGAAGACCUUGAAAACCUCAAGAUGCAGGCUGAGGAGGCUGAAAGACAAGUGAAACAAGCAGAGAUUGAAAAGGAGAGACAAAUCAAGGUUGCUCAUGAAGCAGCCCAGAAGAGUGCUGCAGCUGAACUCCAAAGCAAACAUAUGUCCUUUGUGGAAAAGACCUCAAAGUUAGAAGAAUCCCUUAAACAAGAGCAUGGUGCUGUCCUUCAGCUUCAGCAAGAAGCAGCGUGUCUCAAGAAACAACAGGAGGAUGCAGAAAAUGCCAGAGAAGAAGCAGAAAAAGAACUUGAGAAAUGGAGGCAAAAAGCGAAUGAGGCCCUCCGUCUAAGACUCCAGGCUGAGGAAGAAGCUCACAAAAAAAGCCUUGCUCAAAAAGAGGCUGAGAAGCAAAAGGAGGAGGCUGAGCGUGAGGCUAAAAAGAGAGCCAAAGCUGAAGAGUCAGCCCUGAAGCAGAAAGAUAUGGCUGAGAACGAGCUUGAGAGGCAGAGGAAGGUAGCUGAGAGCACAGCUCAGCAAAAACUCACUGCAGAACAGGAGCUGAUUCGACUUAGGGCAGACUUUGAUAAUGCAGAACAGCAAAGAUCGCUUCUUGAAGAUGAACUUUACCGCCUGAAAAAUGAAGUCGUUGCAGCUCAGCAACAAAGGAAACAACUGGAAGAUGAACUGGCCAAAGUGAGAAGUGAAAUGGAUAUACUCAUUCAGCUCAAGUCCAAGGCAGAAAAGGAGACUAUGUCCAACACAGAGAAGAGCAAACAACUUCUUGAGGCUGAAGCUGCUAAGAUGAGGGAUCUGGCCGAGGAGGCAAGCAAGCUUAGAGCCAUUUCAGAAGAGGCCAAGCAUCAGAGACAAGUUGCUGAGGAAGAGGCAGCUCGUCAAAGAGCAGAGGCUGAAAGGAUUCUUAAAGAGAAGCUGGCUGCAAUCAGUGAGGCAACUCGUUUAAAAACAGAGGCUGAAAUUGCUCUGAAAGAGAAGGAGGCUGAAAACGAAAGACUCCGGCGGCAAGCUGAGGAUGAGUCUUACCAGAGGAAAGCUCUUGAAGACCAGGCCAACCAACACAAGCAAGAGAUUGAAGAAAAGAUAGUACAACUCAAAAAAUCAUCAGAGGCUGAAAUGGAAAGACAAAAAGCAAUCGUUGAUGACACGUUAAAACAGAGGCGAGUUGUCGAAGAAGAAAUCCGAAUACUUAAGCUCAACUUUGAAAAGGCUUCAUCUGGCAAACUUGAUUUGGAACUAGAACUGAACAAACUGAAAAACAUCUCGGAGGAAACUCAACAAAGCAAACUAAGAGCAGAGGAGGAGGCAGAAAAACUAAGGAAGCUUGCCCUUGAGGAGGAGAAGAGGAGGAGGGAAGCAGAGGAAAAGGUAAAGAAGAUUGCUGCUGCAGAGGAGGAGGCAGCCAGACAAUGCAAGGCAGCCCAAGAGGAGCUCGAUCGUCUAAAAAAGAAAGCUGAAGAAGCCAGAAAGCAGAAAGAUGAGGCUGAUAAAGAAGCAGAAAAACAGAUUGUUAUGGCCCAACAAGCAGCCCUUAAAUGCAGUGCAGCUGAGCAACAAGUCCAAAGUGUUCUUGCUCAACAGAAGGAGGAUACCAUCACGCAGAAGAAGCUUAAGGAAGAGUAUGAGAAAGCCAAGAAGCUUGCCAAAGAGGCAGAGGCUGCUAAGGAGAAGGCAGAAAGGGAGGCAAUUCUCCUUCGUCAACAAGCCGAGGAUGCAGAACGACAGAAGGCAACUGCUGAGCAAGAAGCUGCACACCAAGCCAAAGCUCAAGAGGAUGCUGAGAGGUUGAGGAAGGAAGCUGAAUUUGAAGCUGCUAAACGAGCACAAACAGAAGCUGCAGCACUCAAGCAGAAGCAACUUGCUGAUGCUGAAAUGCUAAAGCACAAAAAAUUGGCAGAACAAACAUUAAAACAGAAGUUCCAAGUGGAGCAAGAGCUCACAAAGGUUAAACUCAAGCUUGAUGAAACUGAUAAACAGAAAUCUGUUCUUGAUGAAGAGCUGCAGCGCUUGAAGGAUGAGGUUGAUGAUGCUCUCAAACAAAGGGCCCAGGUGGAGGAGGAGCUGUUCAAAGUCAAGGUUCAGAUGGAGGAACUACUCAAACUGAAAAUCAAAAUUGAGGAGGAAAAUCAACGUCUCAUCAAGAAAGAUAAAGACAACACUCAAAAAUUCCUUGCUAAGGAGGCUGACAAUAUGAAAAAACUAGCAGAGGACGCUGCUAGACUUAGUGUAGAGGCCCAAGAGGCUGCACGCUUGAGACAGAUAGCAGAAGAAGACCUUAGUCAACAAAGAGCUCUUGCAGAAAAAAUGCUCAAAGAGAAAAUGCAGGCCAUACAAGAAGCAUCUAGGCUUAGAGCCGAGGCAGAGAUGCUCCAAAGGCAGAAAGACUUGGCUCAGGAGCAGGCACAAAAGCUAAUGGAGGAUAAACAAGUAAUGCAACAACGUCUGGAGGAAGAAACAGAAGAAUACCAGAAGUCACUGGAAGUAGAGAGGAAAAGACAACUGGAGAUUAUAGCUGAAUCUGAAAAGCUCAAACUUCAGGUUUCUCAGCUCAGUGAAGCCCAGGCCAAAGCUGAGGAGGAGGCUAAAAAAUUCAAGAAACAAGCUGAUGCCAUUGCAUCCCGCCUUCAUGAGACUGAAAUAGCCACAAAAGAAAAAAUAACUGAAGUGGAAAAACUGGAACUUGCAAGACUAAGUACCGGCAAAGAGGCUGACGAUUUACGCAAAGCUAUUGCAGAACUAGAAAAGGAGAAGGCUAGACUCAAAAAGGAGGCUGAAGACCUUCAAAAUAAGUCUAAAGAGAUGGCUGACGCACAGCAGAAACAAAUUGAACACGAAAAGACAGUGCUCCAGCAGACAUUCCUGACAGAAAAGGAGAUGCUGCUAAGGAAGGAGAAGCAAAUUGAAGAGGAGAAAAAGAGGCUGGAGAGCCAGUUUGAAGAGGAAGUCAAAAAGGCCAAAGCUCUCAAAGAUGAACAGGAACGCCAGAGACAGGAGAUGGAGGAUGAGAAGAAGAAACUCCAGGCUACUAUGGAUGCAGCUCUCAACAAACAAAAGGAGGCUGAAAAAGAGAUGCAGAACAAGCAAAAAGAAAUGAAAGAAUUGGAGAAGCAGAGACUAGAACAGGAAAGAAUUCUUGCAGAGGAGAACCAGAAAUUGCGUGAGAAGCUGCAACAGCUUGAGGAAGCACAGAAAGACCAGCCUACAAGAGAAAUCAACAUUCAGACUGACAAAGUCCCAGACAAAGAGCUCAUCCAUGUCACAAUGGUUGAGACUACAAAGAAAGUUUACAACGGCCAAAAUGUUACUGAUGUAGUAGACAGUAUAGAGAAGAGACCAGAUCCCUUGGCUUUUGACGGCAUUCGUGAUAAGGUACCUGCAAGCAGACUUCAUGACCUUGGUCUGUUACCCAAGAAGGAGUUUGACAAGUUGAAAAAUGGUAAAACCACUGUUCAAGAUCUUGGUGAGACCGAAAAUCUAAAAAGAAUUCUCAAAGGAAAGAACUGCAUUGCUGGUGUUUUGACACCAUCUAAUCAAAAAAUGUCAAUCUACCAAGCAUCAAAAGAGAAAAAGAUUACUCCAGGCACAGCCUUGAUCCUUCUUGAAGCCCAGGCAGCCACAGGUUACAUUUUAGACCCCAUAAAGAACCAGAAACUUAACGUUAAUGAAGCUGUCAGGGAAGGCUUGAUUGGCCCUGAAUUGCACAACAAAAUGCUUUCAGCUGAGAGGGCAGUCAUUGGUUACAAAGAUCCAUACACUGGUAGGAAGAUUUCUGUCUUUGAAGCUAUGAAAAAGGGUCUGAUAGAACAUGAUCAUGCCAUCAGAGUCCUUGAGGCUCAGCGUGCAACUGGUGGCAUCAUUGACCCCAUUAAUAGUCACCGUGUGCCUGAUGAAAUAGCCUAUAAACAGGGACAGUAUGACGUUGAAAUGAACAAGAUUAUGGAGAACCCUUCAGAUGACACCAAGGGAUACUUUGAUCCCAGCACUCAGGAACCUUUGACAUAUUCUGAGCUAAUGGCGAGAUGCACCACAGACCCUGACACUAGUCUGCUACUUCUGCCCAUCACGGACAAAGCUGCUCAGUGCUCCAGUAUAUACACAGAGGAGGAGACCAAGGAUGUGUUCAGCAAAACAACUGUGUCAGUACCAUUUGGAAGAUUCAAGGGAAAGACUGUCACCAUUUGGGAAAUAAUCAAUUCUGAGUAUUUCACUGAGGACCAGAAGAAGGACCUUCUUCGUCAAUACAAGACAGGCAAAAUCACAAUUGAAAAAAUCAUUAGGAUUGUGAUUACUGUGGCAGAGGAGAAGGAGAAGAAAAAUGAAAUUACCUUUGAUGGUUUGAGAGCACCUGUUCCUGCCACUGAACUUCUGGAAUCCAAAAUCAUUGAUAAAGACCUGUACAACAAAUUGCACAAGGGCAAUAAAACAGUCAAAGAGGUCUCUGAAAUGGAGCCUGUCAGCAAAGCACUGAAGGGUACAAACUGCAUUGCAGGAGUAGUUAUUGACUCAUCUAAGGAGACAAUGUCCUUUUAUCAAGCUAUGAAGAAAGACAUGAUGAGGGCAGGGCCUGCCUUGAAUAUGCUUGAAGCCCAAGCAGGAACAGGCUUUGUGGUUGACCCUGUUCAUAAUCAGAAGUACACUGUUGAUGAAGCUGUCAAAGCAGGUGUUGUUGGUCCUGAGCUGCAUGAAAAACUCCUGUCUGCAGAGCGAGCUGUUACAGGCUACAAAGAUCCUUACACUGGGAAGACUGUAUCUCUGUUCCAAGCAAUGAAAAAAGAUCUCAUACCUAAAGAACAAGGAAUCCGACUACUUGAUGCCCAAAUGACGACUGGUGGCAUUAUCGAUCCAGUAAACAGCCAUCACAUUCCUCAUGAUGUGGCCUGCAAGAGGAAUUAUUUUGAUGAUGGAAUGAAACAGCUUCUCAGCAGCCCCACUGAUGAAACUAAAUGCUUCUUUGACCCCAACACAAAGGAAAAUGUGACAUACUCCGAGCUCUUCAAGAGGUGUGUCACUGACAAGAAAACUGGUCUCCCACUUCUGCCUCUUUCUGACGAAGCAAUCAAUGCAAAGGAGGAGCUAACAUACACUGAAGUUCAGACAAAAGAGGCCAUGACUCAGGCAACUGUGGAGCUUGAUUCUGGACCAUUUAAGGGUAGGAAGAUGACCAUCUGGGAAAUCAUACACUCUGAAUAUCUCACUGAGGAACAAAGGCUUGACCUGCUUAGACAGUUUAGGUCAGGGAAGCUUACAAUUGAGAAGAUCAUCAAAAUUGUUAUCACAAUUGUAAAUGAGAAAGAGGCAAAGAAACAAGAAAAAUCCAGCUUCAAGGGACUGAGAGCUCCAGUCCCCGCAAGCUCUCUGCAUGAUUCCAAAAUUAUUGACAAAUCAACGUUUGACCUCCUUCAACAAGGAAAAACAACACCUAAACAAGUCAGUGAGAAUCCCAAUGUCAACAAAUAUCUCCAGGGCUCUGAUAGCAUUGCCGGCAUCUAUGUGGGGCCAACAAAAGAGAAAAUAAGCAUUUAUCAGGCUAUGAAGAAGCAUCUUCUCAGACACAACACUGGUCUUUCACUUCUUGAGGCCCAGGCUGCCACUGGGUUCAUUGUGGAUCCAGUUAGGAACCAGUACAUGUCAGUAGAUGAGGCAGUGAAGUCACGCCUUGUUGGUCCAGAGCUACAUGAAAAACUCCUCUCUGCCGAAAAAGCUGUCACUGGCUACAAAGAUCCUUUCACAGGCAACAAAAUCUCCCUCUUUGAAGCAAUGCAAAAAGAUCUUAUCUUGAAAGAGCAUGCCAUGCCACUGUUAGAAGCACAGAUGGUAAGUGGAGGAAUUAUUGACCCUGUAAACAGUCACCGUGUCCCAAUUGAUGUUGCAUAUCAGAAAAACUUUUUCAGCAAAGAGACUGCUAAGACCCUAUCUCAACCAGGUGAUGGUAACAAAGCUUUCUCAGAUCCAGAAACCGAUGAAAAUGUUACCUACAGACAGCUUAAAGACAAAUGUCAAAGAGACCCGGAGACAGGCCUGUACAUCCUUCCACUUUCAAAGCCCCAGUCUCCAACAGUUGUGGAGAAGACAUACCUCUACACAGAGGAGCAAACACAGAGUGAUCUGACCAACACCCAAAUUGACAUUCCAAUUGAGGGCCUUGCUGACAAACCAAUGAACCUCUGGGAUGUCAUGAACUCAAAUUUGCUUCCAGAGCAGGAGCGACAGAAGCUCAUGGAUGAAUAUCGCUCUGGUAAAAUCACUAAAGAGCGUAUGAUCAUCAUUAUUAUUGAGAUCAUGGAGCAGAGAGAGAUCAUCAGGAAUGAUAGUCCACUGUCAUAUAAGACUAUCAGGAGAAGAAUAACUAUUGAGGAGCUCUACAAUGCCCGCAUCAUUGACUUGGAGACAUACAACCUCCUUAAAGAGGGUAAGAGGGACAUCCGUGACAUAAUGGAGAUGACCAGCGUCAAACAGUAUCUCUAUGGCACAGGCUGUGUUGCUGGGAUCACGACUGACUCAAGCUCCAAGUUGAGCAUAUACCAAGGAAUGAAGAGAGGUUUUAUUAAUCCAGAAAUAGCCCUCAGCCUCCUAGAAGCACAAGCUGCUACGGGAUUCAUUGUUGAUCCAGUUAAAAAUGAAACACUCACAGUUGACGAAGCUGUUCGCAAGGGUGUCGUCGGACCUGAGAUCCAUGAUAAACUCCUUUCAGCUGAGAGAGCAGUCACAGGAUACAAGGAUCCAUACAGUGGAAAAAUAAUAUCUCUUUUCCAGGCGAUGAAAAAGGACCUUGUUCCAGAGGAUUAUGCUCUGAAAAUGUUGGAGGCGCAAACAGCCACUGGUGGUAUUAUUGAUCCUGAAUUCCAGUUCCACCUGCCAGCAGACAUUGCCAUGCAAAGAGGUUAUAUCAACAAGGAAACCAAUGAAAGGCUAACUGACAAUGUGAAAGGAUUUGUUGACCCGGUCACUGAAGAGAAGUUAUCAUAUGCACAACUGCUCAAAAGAUGCAAGUUAGAUGGCGGGUUACGUUUACUCUCCCUGGGAGACAAGAGGCUGAUGUUUAAGGGUCUGAGAAAACAGAUCACAAUGGAGGAGCUGCUCCGCUCACAAAUUAUUGACCAGCAGACAGCCACUGAACUGAAUGAAGGGCUUAUUUCAGUGGAAGAGGUUAGCACUAGACUAUCAAGGUACCUUGAGGGCACAAGCUGUAUUGCUGGUGUAUAUUUAGAGUCCACAAAGGAACGUCUAUCUAUAUACCAGGCCAUGAAGAAGAACAUGAUUAGGCCGGGCACUGCAUUUGAACUGCUUGAAGCACAGGCAGCCACAGGUUAUGUAAUUGAUCCAAUAAAAAACCUCAAACUGACUGUCAACGAAGCAGUGAAAAUGGGAAUUGUAGGUCCUGAAUUCAAAGACAAGCUCCUCUCUGCUGAACGUGCAGUGACAGGAUAUAGAGAUCCUUACUCAGGCAAAACUAUCUCCUUGUUCCAGGCCAUGAAAAAAGGGCUAAUCCUGAAAGAUCACGGUAUCCGUCUCCUUGAAGCCCAGAUUGCCACUGGUGGAAUCAUUGACCCAGAAGAAAGUCACCGUCUGCCAGUUGAGGUGGCCUACAAACGAGGUUUCUUUGAUGAGGAAAUGAAUGAAAUCCUGACAGAUCCAUCUGAUGACACCAAAGGCUUUUUUGAUCCCAACACUGAGGAAAACCUAACCUACCUCCAGCUCAUGGAGAGGUGCAUCACUGAUCCUGACACUGGUUUGGUGCUCCUGCUACUGAAAGAAAAGAAGAGAGAAAGGAAGACCUCUUCCAAAUCCUCAGUUCGUAAACGCAGAGUUGUCAUUGUAGACCCAGAGACAGGCAAAGAAAUGACUGUAUAUGAGGCCUACAGGAAGGGGCUCAUAGACCACCAAACCUACCUGGAGCUUGCUGAGCAGGAGUGUGAAUGGGAAGAGAUCACAAUGACCUCCUCUGAUGGUACUGUCAAAUCCGUUAUUAUUGACAGGAGGUCAGGGAGACAGUAUGAUGUUGACGAUGCUCUUUUGCGCGGCCUCAUUGACCAGAAUUCUCUUGAUACAUACCGAUCUGGAAACCUGUCCAUCACAGAAUUUGCUGACAUGCUUUCUGGAAACAUGGGGGGCUUCCGCUCUCGCUCAUCCUCCUUUGGUUCUACCACUGGUUCCACUUACUCCUCUCCUAUGAGCCCCAUACCCUCCAUUAAACCACCUGCAGUCAUAUGGAAUGACCCAGCAGAGGAGACAGGCCCUAUAGCUGGAAUCUUAGACAUAGACACACUGGAGAAGGUGUCUAUCACUGAGGCUAUGCACAGAAACCUUGUAGAUAAUAUCACAGGCCAAAGACUGUUGGAGGCCCAAGCCUGUACAGGAGGAAUAAUUGAUCCCACAACUGGGGAGAAAUUCUCAGUCACUGAAGCUACAGAAAAAGGCCUUGUUGAUAAAGUCAUGGUUGAUCGUCUCAACUUGGCUCAAAAAGCAUUCAAUGGAUUUGAAGACCCCAGAACUAAAGUGAAGAUGUCUGCCUCCCAGGCUCUAAAGAAAGGCUGGUUGUAUUAUGAGGCUGGGCAGCGUUUCCUUGAGGUCCAAUAUUUGACCGGUGGACUUAUUGAGCCUGAUGUGGAAGGCAGAGUGUCACUAGACGAAUCCAUCAGGAAAGGCACAAUCGAUGCCCGUACUGCGCAGAAACUGAGAGAUGUCACUGCUUAUUCUAAAUAUCUAACAUGUCCAAAAACCAAACUGAAAAUCUCCUUCAAAGAUGCCAUGGAUAAAAGCAUGGUUGAGGAAGGAUCUAGCCUAAGGCUUCUGGAGGCCUCUUCACAGUCCAGUAAAGGCCUCUACAGUCCUUACAAUGUCAGUGGCCCUGGAUCUGCCUAUGGCUCCCGGACUGGCUCAAGGACCGGAUCUCGAACUGGCUCCAGGAGAGGCAGCUUUGAUGCUGGCUCUGGUUUCAGCAUGAACUUCUCAUCAUCCUCCUUCACAUCCACUUCAUCUGGCUACAGCCGCAGAUUCUUAUAACUCUGUUCCUAACAACUUGUCACUAAGAACCAACAAUACUAAUGCACUUUACAGUUGCAUUUUUCACCAGAAAAAAGAAUUACACUAACAAACAAAAUAUAAUUUAUUUAUUCUGUUCUGCCUAGGUUAUUAAUUUUUCAUAUAUAAAAGAUAAAUAAACAUGUGCCUCAUAUAUGGUGGCAUAACAAAGCAUUGCUAACUAUAUAAGAUAUUAAUUCUCUGUCUAAAGUCACUUUAUAUUUUUAAAAGCAAAUCAUGACAUUUCUGCUUUUUAAGUGACUUUACAGUUUUCAUUUUACAUCUGUUAAUUGUAUAAUUGUGCUUUUUGAAACUAAUAUAUACUAUAUGUAUGUCAAACAGAAAUAUUUUUCCAGUUGUUUUCAACAGAAACUGAAUGUCAGCAUAGUUCUAAUGUUUUUUUUAACCAAUUCUAAAAUACAUAGAUGCCUUCAAAUCUCUGAAUGUUUGUAUAGCAUAUGGACAGAAUUUGUAUUAAUCAUUUCCUCUUUUGCCAAAAUAAAUGAUCUAUCCAUGAGACACUAUAGAAUGACUGACAACAGGAAUAUUGCACUGAAAGGAAGUGCCAGAAUUAAAAUAAUGCAGAAUGUACUGAAACCAGUUUCACACCUGUCAUUACCUUGUACUUAUGUCCAUCUAUAUUCAGUAGACUUUUGCAUACUUCAUUACCCCAUUAUUUUAAACACUCCAAGUUCUGGAUUCUUUAUAUUCAUCAUCAAUCAAGUGUUCCUGGUAAAUCCCAAGAUGAUGUCAGACUUGAUCCUGCUCUCCCAUACAGACCUGCCUCCUGUUAUUAUUCAUCUUCUGCAUCAGUCCCUCAGAAUGCAACAUAUGAGCACAGAUACUCAUUUGGCCAGAGCACAUGAUCCCAUCAACUUGGAUGGCUUUGUGAUUCCGUGUCAUCCUCAUGCAGUUAUACAGAUCUGCCAUUGAGUAUGUCCUUUCUUCCAUUGCACAUCAUAUUUGAAGAAAACAGAGGCUGAGUCAACCUGACACCAUCUUGGGAUGCCUUUCUAGGAACACUUUUCUUUUAGAAACUUUUUCAUGUAUUUAUUACUUAAUAAUAAUAGUGAUAUUCAGUUGAUAUUCAUCCUGAUAUCCUUUUUUUAGAGAACUUCAAAGCAUACACACAAUUGUGUGUAUAUAUAUAUAUAUAUAUAUAUAUAUGUUAGUCCAACCAAAAGGCGAAUAAGAUACAUUUGAAGAAAUUACUUAUGAUAUAGCACCACAUUGCAUGAAUGUAUGUAUCAGUUGACUGCUUGCCACAGAUUUCAUUUGCAACCCGAAAAAGAAGCUUGAAGCUUUAAUUUACUAGUUAUUUUUCCACAGAAGGCAUUUCUGUUAUUUACCUUUGUAAAUCAUUUUAUUGCGUUUUCAUCAAGUUUUUGAUAUAUUAUGAAUUUACUUUGCAUGUUCUACUAACUUUACAAAGGAUAUUUGGGAAAAAUGUUAGUGUAAAAUAAAUAAGUGUGUAAGACAAUUGCAGAUGUAACUGCUUAUUUUUAUUUUAUCAUUAUAUAAAUUCACAAACUAACUGGUUUAUUUUGCUUAUGGGGAAGAUUUGAAUGAUAUGGUUAGUGGAUUCUGUUGUAUGUUCUGAACGUUACACAAUGUUGUAAAUAAAUAUACUCUGAAGAGA